Molecule: messenger RNA, 3261 nt
Organism: Lates calcarifer (barramundi perch)
Lineage: Eukaryota; Metazoa; Chordata; Actinopteri; Centropomidae
Gene: rac3a
Product: Rac family small GTPase 3a
Exons: 6
Coding region: 162-740 (192 amino acids)
Biological process (GO): motor neuron axon guidance; regulation of actin cytoskeleton organization; cortical cytoskeleton organization
Cellular component (GO): cell cortex; plasma membrane; cytoplasmic vesicle
Molecular function (GO): GTPase activity; protein kinase binding; GTP binding
Source: RefSeq, a predicted model, not a curated record
CUUCGUCUGUAGCCGGCGUACCGGUAAAGGGAGCUGACAGCAGCCGUACAGCACCACCCCGCUUACUACGGCUGAAGAAGCGUAAAGAAAGCAGGUGGCGGCACAUUGUCAGACACUCAGUUCACCUCCACCCGCGGACAGCAGCGCUCCUCUCUCCGUAAAUGCAGGCCAUCAAAUGCGUAGUCGUUGGCGAUGGUGCGGUGGGUAAAACAUGUCUGCUCAUCAGCUACACCACAAAUGCCUUCCCUGGAGAGUACAUCCCCACUGUCUUCGACAACUACUCAGCAAAUGUGAUGGUAGACGGGAAACCAGUCAACCUGGGCCUCUGGGAUACAGCAGGGCAGGAAGACUACGACAGGCUACGCCCCCUGUCCUACCCCCAGACGGAUGUGUUCCUGAUAUGCUUCUCUCUGGUGAGCCCUGCCUCCUUCGAGAACGUCCGAGCUAAGUGGUAUCCAGAGGUUCGUCACCACUGCCCAAACACACCCAUCAUCCUGGUGGGCACCAAGGUGGACCUGCGGGAUGACAAGGAUACCAUUGAACGUCUGAGAGACAAAAAGCUCUCUCCCAUUACCUACCCACAGGGCCUGGCCAUGGCCAGGGAGAUUGGUGCAGUCAAGUACCUGGAGUGCUCUGCUCUGACACAGCGAGGGCUGAAGACGGUCUUUGAUGAGGCCAUCCGAGCUGUGCUCUGCCCUCCGCCUGUCAAAAAGAGAGACAAGAAGUGCACAGUGUUCUGAGGAGGAGGAGAUGGAAGAUGACAUCCCCAGGAUGUUUGCUUUGGUCAGUCACACAAGCCGCGCAGGAACUGCUUUCAAACACAACUUCAAUCUACUGUCUGUACAGGAGUACAUUAACUGGUCAACAGCAGGCUCAGGAUAUCAGCUGAUGAGUUAAAGAUGGCAUAUUAAGCCUGCAUUUUGGGUACGAUGAUAAAUUCUGUGUGAUAUAUGCCUUAAAACAAUGAUAGAAACUGAUAAUGGCCUGUCUCUUAGAUAUUAGAACAAGGAUGAGAAAAGGACUUCAUUCAUUUUUGGGUGGAUAUGCAAAAAAUAUUUUGUACUCUUUUGUUAAGUCUGACAACCUGUAAUUAAAACACAAAUGCUGUACAAAACAAUCAAGCAGACAAAAUGUAUAUUCCCCUUUUGCACACCAUAUAUUGAAUUUCUUUAUGCAAGCUCAUUUUGCUGGGCUUUGUGGAGAUAAUUUUGCAAUGAUGUUAUAUUUGUUUUGUUUUGUUUUAAAUUAAGUUAUAACUUGAAAAUGGCUGUGAUUAGCACCCUGUAAGUUAAGGGGGUUCAGAACUAGAGAACAGGCAGAUCUGGAUUGUGAGAUAAUUUUAUAGCCUUGCCUUCCACCCCCAGUAUAUUAACUGUCAAAUUUGGGCUACAGGCACACUUCCUUUGUGCCAUAAAUCAAGCCUUAAUUUUUCCCUGAGAAUUCACAUCAGGUGGCUGACAGAAUUGUAUAACAAAAGCAAAUUGCAAAUAGGAAACCAAUCUUAAGAUGUAAUUUUUCUAUAGCCAUUACAUUGCACAAUCAACAUUUACUUCAUAAUGCUAAGUUAAAACAAAACUUUAAGCUCUCCCUCCAGGAGAAAACAACCUGGCCAGUGGCCACCAGGUAAUAUGAGUUUGACUGGCAUCUUGUAGAAUAAGGCGUUCUGAAUGUUCCAUGUUGAGCCCAGCACCCUGCUGUAAUCAUGCCAGAGCCAUUCAUGUGUGCACGGCCAAACUGGACCUAUAUGUGGCUUUAAAUAUUAUUGUGUUUCAAAGACAGGUUUACGGAUGAUUACAUGUGAGAACUGGAUUUCUGUCUAGUCAGUACGAUGAUCUGUUUCAAUUCAAUUCAAUUGUAUUUAUAUAGCGCCAUAUCACAACAAAAGUCAUCUCAAGGCACUUUUCAUAUAGAGCAGGUCUAGACCGUACUCUUUAAAAUAGGUAUUUACAGAGAGAGACCCAACAAAUCUGGUCUGCUUUCAAAACAGCCUGACAGGAACCCCAAAUAAUUGAGGACAAUUGAACAAAUAGCUUUUAAUUUUGUUCAAAUAAUAAUUCAACGAAAUGAUAGUUUUAUUUUUUUUUUUGAAUGGUUGUAGUCAAGUUAGCUAAAGUUACUCAAAAAGGAAGAAAUAGUACAUUUGUUUGGGACUAUUUUCAGUGGCAGAUGAAUCCAUGUUUGAUCACUAGUGAAUUUUUCCAGCAGCACAGUGUGUGUGGGACUGAGCCAAAAUAAACUACAGUAUGUGUGUCCAUGGUAAUGGAGGAGAGGGACUCAAUGAUGAGUUCUAAUAGUUUUUGAAUAAGAACAGAGCUCUAUGGCACAGAGGAAUAAGACAUAUCAUAUUCAUUUGGGUUUUUUAUGGGAAGUAUUGAUGUGUAGAAUAUUAUCAGCUGCAUUCCUAAAAAAAAAUGUUUAGCUUUUUUGUCUUUGUUAAUGAAGCUGUGAAAGUCAUGGAAACAGACACAGAUAUUAUCCAAAUGUCCCUGCACCGAUGUAUCAGCAUGGGAAGCAUCAUCUCUCAACAUAUGCGUAUAAGUGUGUGGCCAGAAAUCACCAUCAGUGCAUGUCGAAUUACUUUCAUGAGAGCUAACAUCAUUCACCAGACACCUGCUCCUCAUGUGCUUCACACUUUGCAUGGAGCUUUCCAUCACUCAGCUUAUGAUAGUUAUUAACAUGAAGCAGUGGAGUAAAUAACAAUGUUCUUUAGUGUUAGUUGCUAUGGAGAUUUAACAUGUUGACUUAUCCUGCUGGUCAGAAUCUGUCCAUUAUGAAAGAUAGAUUACCAGGAUUGCCUCUGUAUCUUCAAGGAUAACACAUUUUUACAGAACACCUGCAGAAAACUUUCCACUUCUCUAGUGAAGAAUGUUAAUAAAGUGCCAUCAUUGAAGUGAUCUUUGUGGAACCGUCAUGUGAAAUGUAAAAACAGGACAUGACAAGACCCAAUUUAUAGGUUCCCUAGGGCAUCCAUAUGCAGUUAUAAAGUCAAUUAUUGUGUGGUUUCUUAGUGAUUCCUUGUGUGUAAUUUCUGUAGAUAUGUUUGAGUGAAUGAUACAGAUACAGUGAAAGUGUGCAGGAUUCUUUAGUUUAUUGUUAAAUUAUUUUUCAUUUGCUAUUGUGUUUUGUGUGUGUACUUAAUUUAGAAAAGAAAUGAAGAAAAACGCUGUAUCCAGUAACACAUAGAGGGACUGUUUGUUUUGAGUACCUACUUACUGUUGCCAAAAUUGUACAUAAAAAUGCAUUAAAUAUGUUCUGAAUGUA